UCAACAACAACUUAAAUAAAAACUGAUCGACCAACGAUAACUAAUAAAUUUUCGACAUGAAGCUGAAAUUUUUAGCAAUAUCAUCACUGAUAUUGGUUAUCACUUUGAUAGUAAAUCUAUCCGAAGUUGAUGCCGGUAAAAUGAAAAAAAUGAUGAAAGAUAUGAUGAUGAUGGGUAUGAUGGGCGGUAAAAAGAAGAUCAUCAUUCCGAUUCCAAUACCAAUGAAAAUGGGCGGUGGAUCUAAGUGUGUGUAUGUACCACAACCCUAUCCUGUUAUCAAAUAUGUCGAAAAACCUGUUUACAUGAAAAGUGGCGGUUAUGGUGGCGGAGGAGGUGGAUAUGGAGGCGGUGGCGGUAUGAUGAUGGGCGGUUACGGAGGCGGCGGAGGUGGUGGCUAUGGAGGCGGCGGCGGCGGUGGCGGCGGAUAUGGCGGUAAAUAAUCUAAAAGUGGUGGUGGUGGU
This is a messenger RNA of Dermatophagoides pteronyssinus (European house dust mite), 461 nucleotides long. RefSeq lists its product as uncharacterized. The record is from RefSeq and is a predicted model, not a curated record. Lineage: Eukaryota; Metazoa; Arthropoda; Arachnida; Sarcoptiformes; Pyroglyphidae.